AAUGUCAAGUCUUUGCUCAUCCACGCUUAAAGAAGAACUGAGGCCAGGCUCCCACAAUCCACUGCGGCGGUAAAGUCACCUCUGUUGUUAAACCAUGGCUCCUCCGGUUGCAGUGUCUCCAUUGAUUAAGACUGCCAGGUAUUCAGCUUUGAUUGCUGGCAUCUUUUAUGGCAAGAGGAGAUAUGAAAAUUUGAAGCCAAUUGCAGCUGAGGAGAGGAGGAUUGAAGAGGAAGAGAAAAAGGCCCGUGAGGAGAAGGAACGCAUUGCCAAGCAGCUAGCAGAAGCAAAUGAAGACACUAUUCUGAAAUAAACCUUCACUUCGAAGUCCAGUUCCUAAGUCCUUCUCCUUGGCCGUUGUGGAAUAACACGUUGGUGCUCAACCAUGCAAAUGCUUCCAUGUUGCGGAUAACUACUUUUGUUUAGGAAUAAUUUAUUUUUCUUGGUUUCCCACUCCUGCUGUUCUUAGUAAUUAUGUAUACAAAGGGCCUUUGAACUCUCGAUUGUUGAUGUGGUUAAAACCCACCCACUCUAUUGUUUUCCCCAUCCUUUAUGACAUGUUACUUAAUUGAACUACAGAUGCUCUACUCAACAAUAAUGGCAGUUCUUAAUUUGAAUUUGUACAUACAAGACGACAAUGUGCUCACAGAUACAUAAUUCUCUUGAAUAAAUACAAAGUGGCAUACCUGA
This is a messenger RNA of Corythoichthys intestinalis (scribbled pipefish), 687 nucleotides long. RefSeq names its product ATP synthase membrane subunit eb (gene atp5meb). The coding region runs from base 95 to 310 and encodes 71 amino acids. Gene Ontology annotation, molecular function: proton transmembrane transporter activity. Gene Ontology annotation, biological process: proton motive force-driven ATP synthesis. NCBI's taxonomy places the organism in Eukaryota, Metazoa, Chordata, Actinopteri, Syngnathiformes, Syngnathidae. The record is from RefSeq and is a predicted model, not a curated record. The transcript has 4 exons.